Molecule: messenger RNA, 2803 nt
Organism: Opisthocomus hoazin
Lineage: Eukaryota; Metazoa; Chordata; Aves; Opisthocomiformes; Opisthocomidae
Source: RefSeq, a predicted model, not a curated record
AUGGCUGAUAAAGGUGGAAAGAUCCUUCCAGGACAAUUGUACAUUGAAGUGGAGUAUGACUAUGAGUAUGAGGCCAAGGACAAGAAAAUUGUGAUUAAGCAAGGGGAGAAAUACAUCUUAGUGAAAAAGACUAACGAUGAUUGGUGGCAAGUCAAAAGAGAUGAGAAUUCCAAACCCUUUUAUGUGCCAGCACAGUAUGUGAAGGAAAUACCCCGAAAAGCACUGAUGCCACCUGUUAAGCAAGCAAGUAUGCUGCCAAAUAAUGCCUUGAAGUUGACACAUGGAUUACAGAGAUCAAUUGAAAAUGUGAAUAAGUCACCGGAGCUUACUAGUUUUGGAAAAUCUUCUCCAGUUCAAGUGUCUUGCUUAGUUCGAGAUGCCAAUCAAAAUCUGGGACCAAACAAUAGCCCUGGUCAAACUCUUGGUUUGAGUCUGGACCUUACUCAAAACAAUGGAAAACUUAACAAUGAGUUGCAGUCUCCCAAGGUUUCCAGUCAGUAUAGAACCAUCUCCAUGGGUCAUUUCCCAUGUCCGGAGUUCUUGGAAAUAGAGAAGACCAGCUUUUUGCAUGAACAAUGUUGUGAUUCAGCGGGAGAAGGCUCAGAAAAAAUUCACCAAGAUUCGGAGUCUGGAGAUGAACUCAGUAGUAGCUCCACAGAACAAGUGCAGCCAACUACUCCACCAAGCCAAGGGAGGCCUGAUUCACCAGUUUAUGCUAAUUUACAAGAACUGAAAAUAUCUCAGUCUGCACUUCCACCACUGCCUACAAGUGCUCCGGUCCAAAUAAAUGGGGAAUGGGAAACCCAUAAAGAUACAACAGGACGCUGUUAUUACUACAACAGAGGAUCACAGGAGCGAACCUGGAAACCUCCGCGGUGGGCCCGAGAUGCAAGCAUUAAUAAAGGGGAUUCUCAGAGCCAUGCAGAUCAUGAGCAUCUUUCAUCAGAAGAAAACGACCACAGUUCUUGUUACAGCCAGUCAGAUAGUCAGUAUGGUUCUCCUCCAAAGGGUUGGUCAGAAGAGUUGGAUGAACAUGGUCAAACCUUAUAUACCAAUGACUAUACUAAUGAAAAGUGGAUAAAACACGCAGAUGAACAAGGUAGACCAUACUACUACAGUGCUGAUGGUUCCCGAUCAGAGUGGGAGUUACCUAAGUAUAAUGCUUCACCACAGCAGCAAAGAGAUAUAAUAAAGAGUAGGAGUCUGGACAGGAGGCUACAAGAACCAAUAGUUUUAACAAAAUGGAGGCACAGCACAAUUGUGUUGGACACCAAUGAUAAGGAAUCAUCAACUGCUUCCAAGGCCAGUUUUCCUGAAAAUGAAUCCUCUCCUUCUUCACCAAAGCAUCAAGCCACAGGUCAAGAGAAGUAUGGAUUAUUGAAUGUGACAAAAAUUACAGAAAAUGGGAAGAAAGUUCGAAAGAAUUGGAUGUCGUCAUGGGCAGUAUUACAAGGUUCGUCACUGCUGUUCACUAAAACCCAAGGAAGUGGAACUGGCUGGUUUGGUGUCAAUCAGUCUAAGCCAGAAUUUACAGUGGAUCUCAAAGGGGCACUGAUUGACUGGGCCUCAAAGGACAAAUCGAGCAAAAAGAAUGUUAUUGAGCUAAAAACCCGCCAAGGAACAGAGCUCCUAAUUCAAUCUGACAAUGACAGCUUUAUUAAUGAAUGGUAUAAAGUUCUUAACUAUACCAUCAACAAUCAGGUAGUCGAGUCUGAUGAAGGAUUAGAAGAUGAGGUACCAGAUUCCCCUGGGGUAGAAAAACAAGACAAAGAAAAAGAGAAAGAGAAUAAAGACUCUAAGAAACUUCGCUCAGUGAAAGGACCUAGCAAUAUAGAUUCCACAGAUCAGAAAAAGACCAAAACGAAACUCAAGAAGUUUCUUACGCGGCGCCCUACAUUACAAGCUGUCCGUGAAAAAGGCUACAUUAAGGAUCAAGUGUUUGGUUCCAAUCUCACCAGCUUGUGUCAAAGAGAAAACAGCACGGUGCCAAAGUUCGUGAAGCUGUGCAUUGAGCAUGUUGAGGAACAUGGAUUAGAUGUUGAUGGCUUAUACCGGGUUAGUGGCAAUCUUGCAGUGAUACAGAAGCUAAGAUUUGCAGUCAAUCAUGAUGAGAAACUAGACUUGAAUGACAGUAAAUGGGAAGAUAUACAUGUCAUCACAGGAGCUCUGAAGAUGUUUUUCAGAGAAUUGCCAGAGCCGCUGUUCACUUAUAAUCACUUCAAUGACUUUGUCAAUGCUAUUAAACAAGAGCCAAGGCAGCGUGUCCAUGCUGUUAAAGAUUUAAUCAAACAAUUGCCAAAACCAAAUCAGGACACUAUGCAGGUACUCUUUAGACACCUGAAAAGAGUUGUAGAAAAUGGAGAAAAGAACCGAAUGACCUAUCAAAGUGUAGCGAUAGUUUUUGGUCCAACCUUAUUAAAACCAGAGAAAGAGACUGGUAACAUAGCAGUCCACACAGUAUACCAGAAUCAGAUUGUAGAAUUAAUUCUACUGGAAUUAAAUUCCAUCUUUGGACGCUGACGUGUUUCUUGGAGUAGAAACUGGGAGUGAUGGGUUGGCAGCAGUGCUCCUUCGGAAGGAAAAUCUCUCGCUGUACAUGAUGUAUUAUGUUUGUGGACCAAGCCGCAACUUGUUUUUUGCACUUUUGGGGAAGGGAGAAACAGGAGAAAUGUUUGACCACUUUAAUGCGAAUUAAAGACAACACUUUGGAUUUCUUUGAAAAGUUCAAUGUAAGAAGUGAAUUGAAAAGUUUAGAGUUUGCCUUUUUUAAAGUAGCAUUGGAAAAAUGUAAUAUAGGUUCAUA